Molecule: messenger RNA, 1035 nt
Organism: Bemisia tabaci
Lineage: Eukaryota; Metazoa; Arthropoda; Insecta; Hemiptera; Aleyrodidae
Product: 18S rRNA aminocarboxypropyltransferase
Biological process (GO): maturation of SSU-rRNA
Molecular function (GO): rRNA small subunit aminocarboxypropyltransferase activity
Source: RefSeq, a predicted model, not a curated record
CACAACCUAACCUAAAAUAUAUGACGGAAAUUCAAACGAAGCACAGCACAAAUUUUAAGUUAUAGUUUUCUACGAGCAAAAGUUACGAGUUUAAAUGUAGUGUCAAGUUAAUAACAUAAUUUUAAAAGUUUCUCUUAACAUGCCUUACAAGAAAAACAGGAAGUCAGCUUCAACUAGCACCCACAAAGGUAGGUCGGCAGCGAAGCAUGACUACUCUGAUAACUUCGUCAGUAGAUUUGGAGCUACCUCUAUAGAAUCCUCGAGUGAUGAGGAAGGAGUCUCGGUAGACUUCCCUGUAGCGAUGUGGGACUUGAAACAUUGUGACCCCAAAAAAUGCUCGGGACGUAAACUAGUUCGACAUGGCAUGGUGCAAAUAUUAAAAAUGAAUACAACAUUCAAUGGUCUUGUGUUGACUCCAGUCGGGGAGAAGUGUGUAUCUCGUGCGGAUAAAGACAUUCUUGCUCAGCAUGGUGCAGCGGUAGUAGAUUGUUCUUGGGCGAAAAUCAAUGAAACUCCUUUCUCACAAAUGCGAACGCCUCAUCCGCGUUUAUUACCUUUCCUGGUUGCAGCGAACCCGAUUAAUUACGGCAAACCGUGCCAGCUUUCUUGCGUUGAGGCUUUGGCGGCCACUUUUUAUAUUAUAGGUUUCAAAGAAGCAGCAGAGAGCUAUUUAGGCAAAUUUAAAUGGGGCCAUUCAUUCAUAGAACUUAAUCAAGAGCUGCUAGAUAUUUAUGCCGCAUGUGCCGAUAGCUCAGACGUUGUAGCGAAACAAAAUAAAUACUUAGAGGAAGCAAGAAAUGUUAAGAAGACAACUACUGAUGCGUAUGAGGAUGAAACUUUGCCUAAGUACGAUUCAGACACGGAUGAUAGUGAACUUGAAGAACCAAGAGAACAAUGAAGAAGGGUGACCUGCCUACUGCACUGAUCUUAUAUAACGUAUUUUAGCUCAUUAAGUUUUUUUUCAUUUAUGGCUGUGAAAAUCAAUGUACUAUUUUUGUGGAGUUUACAAAAAAUAAAUGUGCAUUUAUUAUAAUA